This is a messenger RNA of Papaver somniferum (opium poppy), 720 nucleotides long. RefSeq lists its product as uncharacterized. NCBI's taxonomy places the organism in Eukaryota, Viridiplantae, Streptophyta, Magnoliopsida, Ranunculales, Papaveraceae. The coding region runs from base 1 to 720 and encodes 239 amino acids. The transcript has a single exon. The record is from RefSeq and is a predicted model, not a curated record.
AUGCAUAAUAUUGUCACUCAACUGCAAGCUAGUUUUCCCAUCAAGGAUCUAGGCAACAUACAUUAUUUCUUGGGCUUAGAAGUCAAGAGAGAUAACUUUGUUCUGCAUCUUUCUCAAUCCAAGUAUGCACUUGACCUACUGAAGAAAAACAAUAUGACUGGUGCCAAAGCAUGUUCUUCUCCUGCCUCAGCAACAGUCAAGCUAAGCAAAUCAGAUGGCACUUUAUUUCCUGAUCCUUCAGAAUACAGGUCAAUUGUUGGAGCUCUUCAGUAUUUGACAUGGACCAGACCUGAUAUCUGCUAUGCUGUUAAUCAGGUCUGCCAAUUCAUGCAGAAUCCUACCACUACUCAUUUUGAAGCUUUCAAAAGAAUUCUCAGAUAUAACAAAAGCACAAUUGAGUAUGGUAUCAAAUUCACAAAAGGUUCUUCUUUUUUACUGGGUUUUUCAGAUGCUGACUGGGCAGGCAGUAUUGAUGACAGAAGGUCAACCGGUGGUUACUGCAUUUUUCUGGGUGACAAUCCUAUCUCUUGGUCCUCUAGAAAGAAAAGUACAGUUGCUAGAUCUAGCACUGAAGCAGAAUAUAUGACUCUAGCUCAUAGUGCUGCUGAACUUGUUUGGGUCUGCUUUAUCCUCAAUGAUCUUCAUUUCCCACUACCUGUUGUUCCCAGAUUAGGUUGUGACAACAUCAGCUCAAUCUCCUUAGCUUCUAAUCCUAUUUAG